Molecule: messenger RNA, 1737 nt
Organism: Nematostella vectensis (starlet sea anemone)
Lineage: Eukaryota; Metazoa; Cnidaria; Anthozoa; Actiniaria; Edwardsiidae
Exons: 3
Coding region: 1-1737 (578 amino acids)
Source: RefSeq, a predicted model, not a curated record
AUGACAUGUGAAGAUCUCGAGCUAGUGAAGUACAACCUUAACCUUGACAAAGCCCCCAAGGCCCAAUCCCAUAGUCAACAUGGCAACAUGCACACCCCACUCACUAAGGGAAAAUUAGUGAACAGCUACAGAGAUCGUUUUGAGGGACUGGGAGCAUUUAAAAUGAGACCAUAUCACAUCACCUUAGAGGAGGGUGCAGAACCUGUUAUCCACCCACCCAGGUCGGUACCAGUCCACCUCCGUGAAUUGUACAAGCAAGAAAUCGACACGAUGCUUGAAGCAGGUAUCAUAGAACCUGUGGACACACCCACAGACUGGGUGAAUAGCAUUGUGUUGACAGAGACAACCAAUGACAAGGGGGAGAUCACAAAGAUCCGAGUCUGCCUGGACCCCCGGGAUUUGAAUAAGUGGAUCAAGAGAGAACCCCACUACACCAAGACGGUUGACGAAGUAGUGACACAACUAAUUGACGCCAAGUUCAAGUUUUCCAGACUGCCAUUUGGACUGGUAGUAUCGCAGGAUAUUUUCCAACGACAACUCGAUUCAGCCCUUGAAGGCCUGAAUGGCGUGACCAGCAUUGCCGAUGACAUAAUCGUGUAUGGGUCCACUGAAGAGGAGCAUGACCGAAACCUGACAGACCUCAUGGAGAGAGCCCAAGAGAAGGGGAUUGUGUUCAAUGCUGAAAAGCUUCAGUUCAAGUGCAAUGAAGUUAGUUUUUUCGGACACACAUGGAGUCCGGAAGGGGUCCCCCCAGACAAAAAGAAGGUGUCUGCGAUCCUAGACAUGGAAGCACCCAAAGACACUAAGAACCUUCAGAGCUUCUUAGAACACGAUGAAGCAUUCAAGAAGGUGAAGGAAGAGAUAUCAUCCCUAGGAGUACUUCGAUAUUUCGACCCUAAGGAAGAGACAGUCAUACAGACAGAUGCAUCUCUGAAAGGUGUUGGCGCUGUCCUCCUACAAGGUGGACAACCUGUCUGCUACGCGUCCAAGGCGCUCACAGAGACUGAGCAGAACUAUAGUAACAUAGAGCGCGAGGCUCUCGGGGUAGUAUGGGAACUAGAGAGGUUCCACUACUUCAUUUAUGGAAAGCAAUGUACAGUUAACACUGACCAUAAACCCCUUGAGUCCAUUUUCAAAAAGAAACUAACCUCAUGUCCUGCUCGUUUACAGAGGUUCGUAUUGAGGGCACUCAAGUAUGACGUCACUGUCAAGUACGUCAAAGGGUCUGAUGUCUCAAUUGCUGAUGCAUUAUCCAGACUGUCACCUCAACCGGCACCGCCCAAGGGACAGCUACCCCAGUUAAGUAUCCACCAGGUGACUGACACACUGCCAGCCUCACCAGCAAAGUUGCAGCAAAUCAGAGACCUGACCACUAGUGACCCAACCCUAAGCCAACUCAGAGACACCAUCUGCAAAGGAUGGCCAGAGUCUAGAGAAAAGUGUCCCAGUAUGCUCUACGAUUACUGGAAUUUCAGAGAAGAAUUGACAAUAGAAGAUGGCCUUGUCCUCAAGGGAGAGAAGAUUGUUAUACCACCUACCCUGAGACCAGAGAUCUUGGAUACCCUACACAAGGGACACCUGGCCCAGGAGAAGUUCCUCUUGAGAGCCCGCACCAGUGUGUUUUGGCCAGGAAUCACCAAGGAUGUUGUAAACCUUGUGAAGAUCUGCGAGGCAUGUCAAAAGCAACAACGACACAACCAGAAGCCACCAAUCUUACAGCCAGAACCACCGAGGUGA